Molecule: messenger RNA, 771 nt
Organism: Tremella mesenterica DSM 1558
Lineage: Eukaryota; Fungi; Basidiomycota; Tremellomycetes; Tremellales; Tremellaceae
Exons: 5
Coding region: 1-771 (256 amino acids)
Source: RefSeq, a predicted model, not a curated record
AUGUCUUGGGGUGGAUCACCUAAUUGUGCUACUUGUUCAAAAGCUGUUUAUCAUGCUGAACAGGUCAUGGGACCAGGUAGGAAGAUCUACCAUAAACAAUGUCUAAAAUGUAGACAAUGUGGGAAACGUCUUGAUCCUGGUGGUUUGGUCGAACAUGAUAACGAACCUUUUUGUACUCCUUGUCAUAGACAAUUGUUCGGUACGAGGGAUCUUCGUCAUAACAACCUUUACUCUUCCCCUUCUCGUACACAAUCCCCACCUCAAUCAACAACUCCAUCUCUCCCUUCCUUACCUACUUCCCCACUCUCACCUCCACGCCCUCGUCCUUUACCUCAACCACCUACGGAAUUCUAUACCCCUCCUCGACUAUCUGAUCCACCACCAGCAUCACCCACUUUACGUGAAAGGGAAGAUGGAACACCCAUCACAAGACCAGAUUUCAGAAGUAGUAGACCUAUCAGUGUACCAUAUGCCGGAGGACCAAAAGCGUUGGAUGAUAGGGGUUUGUUAAGACAAGGUAAUAGUCCUAGAGCUAAAUGGGGAGAAAAACCUUUAGUAGGUGAAGAAGUUUGUUGGGGUUGUGAGAAAAGAGUUUACGCUGCAGAGCAGGUCUUUGCAGUGGGACAUAAAUGGCACCGUGGUUGUCUCAGAUGUCAUUCGUGCAAAACGACCGUAGAUCCAUCAAGAGUAUCUGAUAGGGACGGGGUACCAUAUUGUAAUAAUUGUUAUGCCAAAGAACAUGGACCGGGAGGAAUCAUGGGUAAACGAUAA